Messenger RNA from Manihot esculenta (cassava), 595 nucleotides. RefSeq names its product 30S ribosomal protein S31, chloroplastic. Bases 97 to 453 code for a protein of 118 amino acids. Gene Ontology annotation, cellular component: ribosome; plastid. The transcript is spliced from 3 exons. Lineage: Eukaryota; Viridiplantae; Streptophyta; Magnoliopsida; Malpighiales; Euphorbiaceae. The record is from RefSeq and is a predicted model, not a curated record. Gene Ontology annotation, biological process: plastid translation.
CUCGAUCAAAAAAUUUAUGUGCGGGCGGAGAUUAGAGAGUCCCAAAUAAAAGGUCUCGAAGGACCUUAUCCUCCGAGAAGAAGCUGAAGCUCAGCCAUGGCGUCGCUGAUAGCAAGGGCAUUUCCAAUGACACCCCAAUCGCUCACCACUAAUUCUCGCUUCUCGUUUUCUCAAUCUGAAACCCUGGGGAUUUCUCUCUCCUAUUCAACUCCUUCCCUUUCACUCUCUGCCACCACUUCCUCUUCGCCAAUCCCAUUCGUGUAUUGUGGCAGAGGCGACAAGAAGACUGCUAAAGGGAAGCGAUUCAAUCACUCAUUUGGCAAUGCGAGGCCACGGAACAAGAAGAAAGGUAGAGGACCACCCAGGAUAGCAGUACCUUCUUCUCCACAGAAAAAAGAUAGCUUUGAAGACGAUACGGUUGUCAAGAUUGAAAUCGACGAGUCUCUGAGUUAAAUUUGAUGCCAUAUGCUUCACUCUUGUAGUUUCUAAACCUUGAAUUUGAUUUUCAUCUCAUCUUUCUUUUCUAUUAUGAUUAUGUACUGUAUGUGUUCCCUCUCUAAUUGCUAGAAUUUCCAUCAAUUUGCAUGUUUUUGAA